Molecule: messenger RNA, 2219 nt
Organism: Gossypium raimondii (Peruvian cotton)
Lineage: Eukaryota; Viridiplantae; Streptophyta; Magnoliopsida; Malvales; Malvaceae
Product: RNA-binding KH domain-containing protein RCF3
Exons: 8
Coding region: 228-1793 (521 amino acids)
Biological process (GO): regulation of gene expression
Cellular component (GO): cytoplasm; nucleus
Molecular function (GO): mRNA binding
Source: RefSeq, a predicted model, not a curated record
UGAACAUGCGGUCACGCUUCGAACCCUAAAAAGAAAAGAAAUAAAAAACCACCAACGAAGAUAUUUCCCACAGAACAAUCACCGAGUACCUUCGUAUUUAUAUUUCCCGAUACAGCAAUCAAACUCCCCCCGACGUUUCUCUGUUUCUUUUCUUCCGUUCCGUUCCCUUGUUUCCCCCUUAAUUUAAGAAGUUGUAAGAUCGAGAAAUUGAAACUAAGUUGGUUGUUAUGGCUGGUCAAAGAAAUGAUUACGGUAAAAGAUCUCAUUUUCAGCCUGAUUACGCUGGAAAUGGAGGAGGAGGUGUUAAGAGAAGAAAUGCUGGUGAGGAAAAUGAACAACAGCAUGGGAUUGGGCCUGAAGAUACCGUUUACCGUUAUUUAUGUCAUGUGAAAAGGAUUGGGAGUAUUAUAGGAAGAGGUGGUGAGAUUGUGAAACAGUUGAGGUUAGAUAGCAAGUCGAACAUUAGGAUUUGUGAAGCUCUGCCGGGUUGUGAGGAGAGGGUUGUUAUGAUUUAUAGUUCCAGUGAGGAAACGAAUCCAUUUGGUGAUGAGCUUGUUUCGCCUGCUCAGGAUGCUUUGUUUAGGGUACACGAUAGGGUUGUCGCGGAAGAGUUGCCUGCUGAUGAGGAUUUGGAGGAGCAGACACAUGUGGUUACUGUGAGAAUGCUUGUGGCAUCUGACCAGAUUGGUUGUGUUAUUGGGAAAGGUGGACAAGUGAUUCAAAGUAUAAGGAGCGAAACACAAGCUCAGAUUCGGGUUUUAAGUAAUGAGCAUUUACCCCCGUGUGCAUUGACUUCAGAUGAGCUUCUUCAGAUAAUUGGAGAGCCCUCAGUUGUGAGGAAGGCUCUUUAUCAGGUGGCAUCUCGCCUUCAUGAUAACCCUUCAAGAUCCCAGCACUUGCUUCUCUCCUCUCUAUCUAAUAUGAAUCCAUCAGGUGGGAUGUACAUGAAUGCCUCCCUUAUUGGUUCUUAUGGAAAUUAUUCUUCUAGAAGAGAUGAUGGUUCUGCAAGGGAGUUUUCUCUUCGUUUGGUAUGCCCGGUUGGAAAUAUUGGGGGUGUGAUUGGAAAAGGUGGUGGUAUUAUCAAACAGAUUAGACAGGAGUCUGGGGCAUCGAUUAAAGUUGAUAGCUCUGCUGCUGAAGGAGAUGAUUGCAUUAUAUUCAUAUCAACAAAAGAGUUCAUUGAAGACCCAUCCCCUACCAUCAAUGCUGCUUUGCGCUUGCAAUCACGAUGCAGUGAAAAAACAGAAAGAGAAUCAGGUGAUUCUGUAAUCACCACCCGUCUACUUGUUCCAAGUUCACAGGUUGGAUGCCUUAUCGGUAAAGGUGGGGCAAUAAUAUCUGGGAUGAGGAAUGCUACUAGGGCUAGUAUUCGCAUACUUUCUAAGGAAAACCUUCCCAAAGUUGCAUAUGAAGAUGAAGAAAUGGUGCAGAUUACUGGAGGUCUUGAUGUUGCUAGCAAUGCCUUUUCGCAAGUACUGUUGCGGCUGAGAGCCAAUAUAUUUGAAAGAGAAGGAGCAGCAGCAACGCUUUUGCCUGUUCUUCCCUACAUUCCCAUGUCAUUAGACAUUUCAGAUGGUCCUAAAUAUGGUAACAAAGAUGGUCAACCCCGUAAUCGUGGAUACUCUUCUUACUCAGGGGGAUACAGCCCUAGUGAUUUGACUGCAAGUGACAGUAAAGGAAAUUAUAGUGGUUCACUUAGUGGAGGUGAUAUAUAUGGAAAUCAUGGUGGUCGCAACUCCAGCCGGGGGUUGUCCAAUCUAAAUCAAGUUUCACAUAGGAAGCAUGGGUAUUAGUCCUGGGUUCUAGACUGCACAGAUAUGCAGAAUGAUAUCUUAAACCCGGCCAGCCAUCCCCUGCCAAGGAUUCUACUGCACCUUUCCCACUUGUUGCCUUUUCUCCCCUAUCUAAACAGUUGUCGUCACAAAUCUUGAAGCCAGACCUUUGUCCCUUUUGAUGAAGCCAACCUAGACCAGAAGACCAGACAAAUCGGGUUUGAGGAACUUAUGUUCCACUUUGGCUCGCCUUUAUGCCUGUUUUGGGUGACCAAGAAUAAGAUCAUUUGAUGAUGCAAAUCACCAUUCAAUCAUUUUUGGCCUGGAUUCAUGAUUUGCAGGCUCUGUAACACAUUUCUAAUAAUUUGCUUUCCAUGUAAAACCCUUACACUUGUAUCCUUGACUUUUGGCUAUUUGGCUGAUGAAGUGAUUUUUUAUGUUUUAUAA